Molecule: messenger RNA, 1542 nt
Organism: Gossypium raimondii (Peruvian cotton)
Lineage: Eukaryota; Viridiplantae; Streptophyta; Magnoliopsida; Malvales; Malvaceae
Exons: 2
Coding region: 1-1542 (513 amino acids)
Molecular function (GO): catalytic activity
Source: RefSeq, a predicted model, not a curated record
AUGAAAAGCAUCAGUUGGAAUGUUUGUGGAUUGGGGAGUCCACGAACAGUUAGAAGGCUGCGACACUUUUUAAAGCAGCAUAAUCCCCAGAUGGUCUUCUUAAUGGAGACAAAAGUUAACAAGCAGUGCAUGGAAAAAGUCAGAAGAAGCUGCGGGUUUCUGAAUGGAAUUGAUGUUGCUGCAAAAGGCUUCCGAGGAGGUUUAUGUUUAGCAUGGAAGGGAGAAAUUUUAGUCACUUUAAGGAGCUUCUCCAGGAGUCAUACUGAUGUUAUGGUGAAGGAAGAAAAUGACAAAGAAGAGUGGAGAUUCACAGGAUUCUAUGGCUCCCUUUAUGUCAAAGAUAAGGAGGAGUCUUGGAACUUAUUACGGAAACUAGGACGUGAUCAGAGACACCCAUGGCUUGUAAGUGGGGAUUUCAACGAAAUUAUGUACUCCUUUGAGAAGAAGGGAGGGCUUGCAAGAGAAGAAAGAAGGAUGGAGGCUUUCAAGAAGACCCUUGAGGAAUGUCAGUUAGAAGACCUAGGGUAUACAGGGGCUUGGUUUACAUGGGAAAGAGGGAAUCUGCCUAAAACAAAUAUUAGAGAAAGAUUGGAUAGGGGAGUUGCUAAUGAUAAAUGGCGGAAUCUUUUCCCAAGUGGUAAUAUCCAACAUUUAAUUCAUACGAUGUCCGAUUAUUGUCCACUUUUACUCAAUUCAAAAACUGGAAAUACUUAUGUGGGGAGGCCAAGGUUUAAAUUUGAGGCAUGGUGGAUCAUGGAAGAUUCUUUAGAAGGAAUAAUUAAAACAUCUUGGGAAACAUCCGCCAGUACUUUAAUGGAGAAAUUGGAAAAGCUGCAAUCGAAUUUAAAAGAAUGGUAUGCCACGCCCCGACGAAAGAGAAACAAUAUUUCAAGGCUUGAAUUGGAUGGAGGAGGAGAAGUGACUGAGGAAGAUAAGAUCAGUAAAGCAGCCAAGACAUUUUUUCAGAAGCUUUUUUCAUCAAAAGGAGUAGGAGAACUAUCUCAUCUCUUAACUGGUAUUGAUGGUAACAUUACGCCAGAAAUGAACGCAGAUUUAAUGAGAAAAUUUACGAAAGAAGAGGUGCUUUUAGCCUUGAAAGGUAUGGGACUUACGAAAGCACUAAGACCUGAUGGAUUUCCAGCACUUUUCUUUCAGCAAUACUGGCAUAUAGUGGGGAAAGAAGUUACUAGUUUCUGCCUUGGAUGCUUAAAUAGCGGUAAAACUCUUGGCCGUUUCAAUGCAACUGAUAUUGUAUUGAUUCCAAAAAUUCAGAAUCCCAAGAAUUUAGCCAAUUUCAGACCAAUCAGCUUAUGCACAGUUAUUUAUAAACUCGUUGCAAAGACUAUUGCCAAUAGACUUCAGGGGGUUAUCGGGCAGUGUAUUGAUGUGGCGCAGAGUACUUUUGUCCCAGGUAGGCUAAUUUCUGAUAAUAUAUUAAUAGCUUACGAGCUCCUUCAUACUUUCACGCGAAAACGUACAGGUAAGAAAGGUUUAAUGGCAGUUAAGCUUGAUAUGAGCAAAGCCUAUGAUAGGGUUGAGUGA